This is a messenger RNA of Nannospalax galili (Upper Galilee mountains blind mole rat), 3435 nucleotides long. RefSeq names its product transmembrane serine protease 9 (gene Tmprss9). Gene Ontology annotation, molecular function: protein binding; serine-type endopeptidase activity. The transcript is spliced from 18 exons. Gene Ontology annotation, biological process: proteolysis. The coding region runs from base 10 to 3306 and encodes 1098 amino acids. NCBI's taxonomy places the organism in Eukaryota, Metazoa, Chordata, Mammalia, Rodentia, Spalacidae. The record is from RefSeq and is a predicted model, not a curated record.
CUCUGAGCCAUGGAGCCCACGGCACCCGACUUACAGCUCGUGCCAGAGGUAACAAAGGAAGUCCCUGUCGCUGCUCCUGAUUCUGGCUGCUGUCGAGUGGCUGUCGCCGCAGCUGUGGUCACCAGCAUGGUCAUCCUCACUCUGGGAGUCCUUUUGGCCUUCCUCUCUGCACAGGGCGUCCACGUGGAGCACACUGCGCAACUGCAGGGCAUCAGUUUCUCCAGCGCACUGCACUGGGAGAACUCAGAUUACUACCGUACACUCACACCCGUGCUGCAGAUGCUGUUUGUAAAUAGUUUCCAGAAGACAGAGUUAGAAGCCAGCUGUGUGGGCUGCACGGUGCUGGGUUACAGGGAUGGGAACACCAGUGUUCUUGUGCAUUUCCGGCUACAUUUUCUGCUUCGAGCCCUCCAUCCACUGAGCCUGGCCCUGGAGGAGGCCAUUUUGCAGGAGGGCAUCCGGACAAGGCUGAGGAAACAUGGUCUCCCCCUGGCUACCUAUGGCACACUUGUAUCAGCUGAGCUCACAGGAAUUCAUAAAGGACCAAUGACAGAGAAAGACUUAAAGUCAGGUCACUGUCCAGGGAAUUCUUUCUUCUGUCAGAACGGCCAGUGUGUGCGCAAAGAGAACCCGGAGUGUGACAACACGGUGGACUGUGCCGACGGCUCUGACGAGGCACUCUGUGACUGUGGUUUGCAGCCGGCCAUCCAGGCCGACAGGAUCGUGGGCGGCAUGGAGGCCGCCCUGGGGGAGUUCCCCUGGCAGGUCAGCCUCCGCGAGAAUGGCGAGCACUUCUGUGGGGCCACCAUCAUUGGGGCCAGGUGGCUGGUGUCUGCCGCCCACUGCUUCAACGAAUUCCAGGACCCCGCGGACUGGACGGCCUACGCGGGCACCGUGCAACUCAGCGGCUCGGAGGCCAGCAUGGUGCGCACGCGCGUGCUCCGCAUCUCCAAACACCCUGCCUACGACGCGGACACUGCGGACUUCGACGUGGCGGUGCUGGAGCUGCUGCGGCCGCUGCGCUUCGGCCGCUACGUGCAGCCCGCCUGCCUCCCGGCCGCCACGCACGUCUUCCCGGCCCGUAGGAAGUGCCUCAUCUCCGGGUGGGGCUACCUGAAGGAGGACUUCCUGGUUAAACCAGAGGUCCUCCAGAAAGCCACCGUGGAGCUGCUGGACCAGAGCCUGUGCUCCAGCCUAUAUGGCCACUCGCUCACUGACAGGAUGGUGUGUGCUGGCUACCUAGAUGGGAAGGUGGACUCCUGCCAGGGUGACUCAGGAGGACCCCUGGUGUGUCAGGAGCUUUCUGGAAGAUUCUUUUUGGCAGGCAUUGUGAGCUGGGGAAUUGGUUGUGCAGAAGCACGGCGGCCAGGGGUAUACACACGAGUCACCAGGCUACGAGACUGGAUCUUGGAGGUGACCAGCAAGGCCAGCAAGCCCAUGGUGCCCACGGUGACUCCCAUCCCUGCCAUCCCCAGCACUUCCUGGAUUACCAGCCCUGAGAGCUGGGCAGCCAGCAGCUCUGCCCAAACCACAACAGAUUCCAGCACCACAGCCCUGGACUCUGUCACCACUUCCAAGCCACAAGAUUGCGGGGCCAGGCCCGCAAUGGAGAAGCCCAAUCGAAUUGUGGGUGGACUUAGUGCUGUCUCUGGGGAGGUACCCUGGCAGGUCAGCCUGAAAGAAGGUUCCAGGCACUUCUGUGGAGCUACUGUGGUGGAUGAUCGCUGGCUGCUGUCUGCUGCUCACUGCUUCAACCACACCAAGGUGGAGCAGGUGUAUGCGCACCUGGGCACAGCGUCCCUGCUGGGUGUCGGUGGCAGUCCUGUGAAGCUGGGGCUCCGAAGGGUGGCCCUGCACCCCCGCUACAACCCAGGCAUUCUGGACUUUGAUGUGGCUUUGCUGGAGUUGGCCCAGCCACUGAAGUUCAACAAGUUCAUCCAGCCUGUCUGCCUCCCCCUGGCCAUCCACAAGUUCCCCGUGGGCCGGAAGUGCAUGAUCUCAGGCUGGGGCAACAUGCAGGAAGGGAAUGGCACCAAGCCAGAUGUGCUACAGAAGGCGUCCGUGGGUAUCCUAGAACAGCAGAUGUGCAGUGCCUUGUACAACUUCUCCCUCACGGACAGCAUGCUCUGCGCCGGCUUCCUCGAGGGCAGAGUGGACUCCUGCCAGAGUGACUCGGGUGGCCCUCUGGCUUGUGAGGAGACACCUGGUGUCUUCUAUCUGGCUGGCAUCGUGAGCUGGGGCAUUGGCUGUGCCCAGGCCAAGAAGCCUGGCGUGUAUGCGCGAAUCACCUGCUUCAAGGAGUGGAUCCUCCAGACCAUGUCCUCUGGGCCUGGCCCCAUGCCUCACCCCUCCAUCUCCUCCAUCCUGCCUCUCUCUAGCCAUCCCUCCCAGAUCACAGCCCACCCCCAAAUCCCAGAGGUCACCAGCAGACCCAGACCCAUCACUCUGGGGGCUACCAGCUGGGUGACCCCCAGACAGCCUAACACAACACUGUCCACUAGAGGCCCUGGCACCAGGGGACAGACGCCAUCUGCUGAUGCCCGAGGUACCACCACGAGUGCCCAGCUGCCAGACUGUGGCCUGGCGUCUCCUGGGGCACUGACCCGGAUCGUGGGUGGCAGUGCGGCUGGGCGAGGUGAGUGGCCGUGGCAGGUGAGCCUGUGGCUGCGACACCGGGAGCAUCGCUGUGGGGCUGUGCUGGUGGCUGAGAGGUGGCUCCUGUCGGCUGCCCACUGCUUCGAUAUCUAUGGAGACCCCAUGCAGUGGGUGGCCUUCCUGGGCACCCCAUUCCUGAGUGGAGUGGAGGGCCAGCUGGAGCGGGUCUCUCGUAUCUAUCUCCAUCCAUUCUACAACCUCUACACGCUGGACUAUGACGUGGCACUGCUGAAGCUGGCGGUGCCUGUGGGAAGUAGCCGCCUGGUGCGCCCCAUCUGCCUGCCUGGCCCUGCCCGGCCCCCGGACGGCGCGCGCUGCGUCAUCACCGGCUGGGGAUCCCUUCGUGAGGGAGGAUCCAUGGCCCAGCAGCUACAGAAGGCAGCCGUGCACGUCCUGAGUGAACACACAUGUCGUCACUUCUACCCGGUGCAGAUCAGCAGCCGCAUGUUGUGCGCAGGCUUCCCGCAGGGCGGUGUGGACAGCUGCUCGGGCGAUGCUGGGGGACCCCUGGCCUGCAGGGAGCCAUCUGGCCGGUGGGUGCUUACCGGGGUCACCAGCUGGGGCUACGGCUGUGGCCGGCCCCACUUCCCGGGUGUCUAUACUCGUGUGGCGGCUGUUCGAGGAUGGAUAAACCAGAACAUCCAAGAGUGACUUGGGGUCAUGUGGGCCCUGGCCUACAGACAGUAGCAUGGCCAGGGAGGGAAGUCCGGCUGGAAGGCUCCAGGCCUGGUGCAACAUGCUGUGGGUGACUGUCCAUGUAUUUUGUUCCAAUAAACAGUC